GAUCGCUGGAAAUUGUGAAAAUUGGCGCUCAAAAUCAACAUAUACAAAACCCUUCCUCCUUUACUUUCUCUCUCACAUCACAGCUAAUCUUCAUUCUUCUUCUUACCUUCAUUUCUUCGCCGUUCAUCUCCUCACGACUGAGCCUGUGGAGGGAAAGGUGUAGUUUAGAGAGAGAGAAUGGCCGAGACAGUGACCCCAGAUGCUAUAUCGAUCAUCCUUUCAAAUCCAUCUCCAGAUUCAUCAUCUGGCGUCCCUGAGCUCGUCGUUCAGGUUUUGGAUCUCAAGUCUACUGGAAAUCGAUACACGUUCAACGCCAGUGAUGGAAAGAUGAAGCUAAAAGCAAUAUUCCCAUCAAAUUUGACAUCUGAGAUCAUCUCUGGGAAAAUACAAAACCUUGGUCUCAUUCGGAUUCUUGAUUAUACUCUAAACGAUAUCCCAAGUAAAUCAGAGAAGUAUUUAAUCGUGACAAAGUGCGAGGUGGUUUCCCCCGCACUUGAGAUGGAACUGAAAACUGAGGUCAAAACUGAAGAAGCUGGGAUUUUAUUGAAGCCAAAGCAGGAAACUGAUGUCAAUAAUGAAAUCACAAGAGAAACCACUGGGUUCAACCUAAAGCCAAAGCAAGAGAUGGUUUCUAGGUCUGUGGCUCAAAUAGUCCAUGAACAGCGUGGAAAUGUGGCUCCUGCUGCUCGAAUGGCCAUCACCAGAAGAGUUCAUCCUCUUGUUUCCUUGAACCCUUACCAAGGGAAUUGGACCAUAAAAGUUCGGGUGACAAGCAAAGGAAACAUGCGUACUUAUAGGAAUGCUAGAGGAGAAGGGUGUGUCUUCAAUGUCGAGCUGACAGAUGAAGAUGGCACUCAAAUUCAGGCCACAAUGUUCAAUGAGGCUGCAAAGAAAUUCUUUGAGAAGUUCCAGCUAGGGAAGGUCUAUUUCAUAUCAAGGGGAACUCUUAAAGUUGCCAACAAGCAGUUCAAGACCGUACAGAAUGAUUAUGAAAUGACCUUGAAUGAGAAUUCCGAGGUAGAAGAAGCAAGUAAUGAAGAAACUUUUAUUCCAGAAACAAAAUUCAAUUUUGUGCCCAUUGAUGAGUUGGGCCCCUAUGUCAAUCAGAAGGAACUUGUUGAUAUUAUUGGGGUUGUUCAAAGUGUUUCUCCUACAAUGAGCAUCAGAAGGAAGAGUGACAAUGAAAUUAUUCCAAAGCGUGACAUAACUGUUGCAGAUGAGACGAAGAAGACUGUUGUUGUUUCACUAUGGAAUCAGCUUGCAAGUGGUGUUGGUCAGGAAUUGCUUGACUUGGCUGAUAAAUCUCCUGUAGUGGCCAUCAAGGCUCUUAAAGUUGGAGAUUUUCAAGGUGUAUCUUUGUCUACAAUAGGCAAAAGCACAGUGCUGAUCAAUCCAGAUACACCUGACGCUAACAAGUUGAGAUAUUGGUACGAGUCUGAAGGUAAAGGGACCUCAAUGGCCUCUGUUGGCACUGGCAUGAGUCCUUCAUCCAAUAGUGCCACGAGGUCUGUGUACUCUGAUCGAGUUACUCUUUCUCAUUUGACCAGCAAUCCAGCCUUGGGCGACGGCAAGCCUGCAUUUUUUAGCACCAGAGCAUUCGUAAGUUUCAUUAAGGCUGACCAGGCAAUGUGGUACCGUGCUUGUAAAACUUGCAACAAGAAAGUGAUUGAGGCUAUUGAUUCUGGGUAUUGGUGUGAAGGGUGCCAGAAAAGUGAUAAAGAAUGCAAUUUGAGGUAUAUAACGGUGUUGAAAGUAUCUGAUUCAAGUGGUGAAGCAUGGGUUUCUGCCUUCAACGAAGAAGCUGAAAAGAUCAUCGGAUGCCCUGCCGAGGAGCUUGAUAAACUGAGAUAUGGAGAAGAUGGUGAAUACGAGUUGAAACUGAAACAAGCUACAUGGAAACACCAUCUCUUCCGGGUCAGCAUUGCGCAGAACGAGUACAAUGGUGAGAAACGGCAAAGGAUAACUCUUAGGACAGUUGCACCUGUUGAUUUUGCUACUGAAUCUAGACUUUUGCUUGAAGAGAUAUCUAAAAUGAAGUAAUUCUUUGAUUAGGAUGUACCUGAUUAACAUUAUUAGUUUUGGAUUCUUACUGAUUUUCUCACAGCUUGUAACAUAUAUAUUCCUCAGGAAAUCAAUUCAAUGCAAAUAGUUUUGUUGCACA
This is a messenger RNA of Carica papaya (papaya), 2161 nucleotides long. It is a transcript of the gene RPA70B, whose product is annotated as RPA70-kDa subunit B. Gene Ontology annotation, cellular component: nucleus. NCBI's taxonomy places the organism in Eukaryota, Viridiplantae, Streptophyta, Magnoliopsida, Brassicales, Caricaceae. The record is from RefSeq and is a predicted model, not a curated record. Gene Ontology annotation, biological process: DNA repair; DNA recombination; DNA replication. Gene Ontology annotation, molecular function: DNA binding.